CCAACUUGUCAUUGUUGGACAGUGGUGGUGGUUUUUUUCGGUGAGCGGAAACGAGGGGUCGCCACUUUUCUUUCUUUCCGCGUCAAGUUCGUGCCUGAAAAAUCCCCCCCCCCUCCUCUUUUUUUCAGUCGGGGAGACAUCGCCAAGACAGUCACAAUGGGAGCCAGCGAAGAGACGUUUUGGUCCUCGUAUACUUCUUCCCGCUAACUUUCUAGUCUUUUUUGAGUCACUUUUAAAAAGUUUUUUCGCCACAUGUCCGUUAUGCGAAGUCCAAACUGUUGUGCUGUCGUCGUGCUGCGGUGCGUGCCCAUCCGAGAUAACGGAGGACUGAUUCUCAGACGGUCUGGUUACUGCAAUGAAUGGUAACACAUUCCAUCCAGCCAACACCACCGUGACAGCAGGAGGCGGCCCUGGUGUCGCAGCGCCCCCGAGAGGCUGGAGGGAGUUCUGCGAGCUGCACGCCAUCGCCACAGCGCGCCAACUUGCAGGACACUACCGAAGCUUCGCCAGGGAGCGCCCCCACAAUGACAUCCUCCCGCCGGAGACGUUUUCUAAGCAGUUCACCGACCUCUUCCAGCAGCAUUUCAGCUAUGAGGUCGACAAAGAUGGCGCUCCCCUCCAACAAAGCAACUGCCCCACUGCUGCCGGCAAUGCUACAGUGGCUCCUCCCAUUCCUUCACAAACCGUAAUCAGUCGAUUGCGGAUCACCUCCUUGUCCGGGGUCCAGGACUAUCGGGAGGCCGGUCGACAAUCGGGGGGAGCCGCUCGCUUUGCGGUGGUGUCACCCAAAGUGGAGCCAGUGGUGGCGAGCAGGGAGCAGGAGCAGCUGCUGCGAUGUGCCCCAGGAAACCCCCGAUCAGGAAACCCAGUGCUGCUCAGGGGCUUGACCCGUACUUUUGGAAGCGGAUCGGUGCUGUUCCGUAGCCGUAGUAACGAGGAGCUGUCUGGCACAGACAGUCGACAAGCAUCCGACUCCUCAGCCUCCACCCCUGCACACGAUGUCACACACUUCUCUGUUAGUCAGAUUCGGCAAUCCGUAAGGCGGCUUUUUAAGAAACGGCCACUUCCCAGGCCCCCCUCAUCACAGGACCUGUCCACCAGCAACCCCACCCAUUCCGUCAUCAGCCCCUCAAACAGUAGCGAUAGAGUCAGCAGCGUGCCCUUCACAUCUGAGCAACCUUCCUCUUCCUCACAAACCCGCUCUUCACUGAACUCUGACUCCACUCCUGCAGCGUCACCAUUAUUAUCUGGAGUAGCUUCCAACUUCCUGGAUCGUUUCCGUUGGUUACGCAGCGGGAGCAUGAGGCAGAGGAGGUCAGAGGUCAGCAGCUGCUGUAAAGAGGGCCAGCUGAGGUACUUGUUCGUGGAUGACGCCAUCUCAGACUCGCAGCCACGCUGGCAGCGCUGCCGCCUGCUGGUCAGGAGGAUCAGGGUCGCUGAAGGCGGAGUAGGCGAGGGCUACCAGUUGGAGCUUUAUGAUCCUCCAAAGGCCUCCAUCCCCAAACUGACGACUCACUGCUCCGAUAUCCAAGAAGUCCGUCGCUGCAACCGGCUGGAGAUGCCUGACAACUUAAACACGUUUGUUUUAAAGGUUAACCGAGGCAGUUUGAUAUUUGAGACGGACAACGACCAGCAGGUCAGCUCCUGGACCACGGAGAUAAAGGAAUGCAUCAGCAACAGGUCAGGCAGUGUGGACCUGGAGCUCCUCCCCUCGCCGGCUGACAGCUCCAUUUCGACCAAUCACAGGGCAAGCUCGGAACUGGGAAGUCAGAGCGAGUGGCGGCCUGGCUCUUCCCACCUGGUCCACCAGACACGUCCCGUAACAAUUAGCUGCCCGGUCACCUUCACUCUGCCGGAGCCAGUCAUCCAUAAGACGGAUCACUUCCUGUUCUCCUACCCGUGGUUCCACGGACCCAUCUCCCGGGUCAAGGCGGCCCACCUGGUUCAGAGCUCGGGCGCCGAGGCACACGGCGUCUUCCUGGUGCGUCAGAGCGAGACACGACGAGGCGACUACGUCCUCACCUUUAACUACCAAGGAAAAGCCAAGCACCUGCGCCUGUCCCUGACGGACGGCGGCCAUUGCAGGGUGCAGCACCUGCGCUUCCCCUCCGUUAUUGAGAUGCUCAGCCACUUCCAGCUCUCCCCCAUCCCGCUCGAUUGCGGAGCCGCCGGCGCCGUCACGCUGUCCAGCUUUGUGGUGGCAGGCUCCAGUCCCCCAUCACAAUGUAAGGACCCCACCCUUAGCAUAUAUUCUAAUAGUGCUGAUAAUAAUAAUAAUUUAUAUUCUGUUGUCCGUCUGUCAGGUCACCGCUGGAACUCCGAGCCCAGCUUGGCUCACUGCAGCCUGUCUCACAGCCAUUCGCCAUGUUCUUCUACUUCCUCCACCUGUGGCACCAGCGCUCCCAGUUCCGGCCCCCAGCCGUCUCUUCGCGCCGGCAACCCGCCCCUGCCCCCGCUGGCCACCGCCCCCCUACAUCGCAGCGAGUCGAUGGGUAGGCGGCCGCUGCUUCGCCACAGCAAUCCGCACCCUCCCGUCAUCCCCCAGCGGGACUCGGACUAUGAGCUGGAGCCGGAGCGCGGCCGCAAGCGAGCCAUAGACAACCAGUACAUGUUGCUCUGACCUCUUGUGGAGCCGAGGCGUUAUUGCAUGAGGCGCUAUGUAUGAUGCCGAGGGGCUGGCACAAGCGUCCACAGUGAAUGUAUGUCCCAUUAUUUCUUUUUUUUUCUUUUUUUCUGGAGGGGAGGGGGACAGUUUGGGCAAGCAAAACUAUUUUUAUAGAUUUUAUAAUAGCGCUACAAGCUAGCACCUCCCAACCAGCAGGGGGUAGCGAAAGAGCAGGAGUGUCCACCACCAGUAAUACAAUGAAAUGCUAGCUUAGCACGAGUCACAGGUGAGUGCAGCACUUAUUUAUGAUCCACACCGAGGUGGACCGCUUUUUUAUUUUAUUUUAUGCUAGCUUUCUGGGUCGCUCUUUUAAGAACUAAUAAUGCAUUUAUUCUUGGCACAAGUCUCAUGUAAACAACUAAGCACUCUUUUUUUAGAGCGUACAGACACUCUUAUUCUUUUUUUUCCACAUAUUUUAUUUUGGAUGUGCCUUCAGUGCACUUUGGAAAACAAUGUACCAAGUAGGGAUGGGCAUAAUAAACACAAAAAGGGGGCGUACUGAAGUACGGCGGUGUUUAGUCAAUCUCUUAUAUUUCCUUUUCUUUAAGUCUUCCAAUGGCCAUAAAUAUAAAAGUGAAAAAUGUCUUGUUAGCAUAACUUAUUUUCUCGCCGUUUAACUGUUUGCUCUACUUCCGCCUUCUUCAGUCAACUUGCUUUCCGAUUGGCUAUUGGUAGUCCAUGUGACAGUCAUGGACUGUUUACAGGAUUCUUGAUCGUUAAUAUCGAAUUAAACAUGAAGUGGAAUGCCCAUCCAUAUCAAUCAGUGUGAUUCAUUGGUGACCCUAAAUUCUUUAAGAUUCAUAAGUUUUUAAAAAGUUUCCGCCCUGUGUGUACCUCAUGCUGCGUUCAAGUACCAAAAGCUCGUAUAGUUAAAAAAAAAAGAA
Molecule: messenger RNA, 3549 nt
Organism: Doryrhamphus excisus (bluestripe pipefish)
Lineage: Eukaryota; Metazoa; Chordata; Actinopteri; Syngnathiformes; Syngnathidae
Source: RefSeq, a predicted model, not a curated record